GGGUUACAAUUCAGAAAUACAAACCCAUGUCGUUUCUAAUGCAGAGACUGGGAUAGCGAGGAGCGCUAGGAACGUAAAGAUUCCCCUUUGUGUCUGAGUAAUUCUUGGCAAGGUGUGGGCGCUGUGCUGUUUUGAUUGCAGUGGCAGCACUGUCUUUUAGAAUGUAGAAUGUCAGCUCGUUGUCUCCUCCGCUCACAGAGGGACCAGCUCGUCAGAGUCCUGGCAGGAGGGUCGCAGGAAGCUUUCCACAGCCUGCUGGACUACCUGCUGGCGUGGGAGGUGCUGCUGCAGGAAGACUAUGAGAACGUGAGGGCGUCUGGCCGCACCUUGUCUGGGGCUACCCGCAGUCUCCUGGACCUCGUUGAAGGUAAAGGGGAGGCAGCCUGCAGGCUCCUGUUUGCUGCUUUAAACCAAGUCCUGCCCGCUUCGCAGAAAUCUCACCUGUCCCUGGAGGAUUUCAGCAGCCCGCCGCCACUGGAAGCAGACCCGCUCUCCACUGCGGUGCAAUCCCUCCUGCGCUACAGGCCUUCCCUGGUAGGGAAGCUCCACGGGCAUGUCGCAGCCACCCUGAAGCUUCUCGUGGACAGAGGCUGUUUCACACAGUACGACUGUGAUGAAGUUCAGCUGCCUGUGUACACGCCCUCACAGCAGGCACGGAGACUGCUGGACCUCACCAGAAUGAAGGGAGAAGACACUGCCCAGCUGCUACUGACGACCAUCCAGCAGUUAGGAAAGGGACCCGCUGAUACCCCCAGUGGUGCCGCGUACUUGAAGUAUCAGAAGAAGCUGAGGACCACAGUUUCAGCGCAGUCGAAAUUCCUCAGCACCUAUGACAGGACUGACAACAUCUGCCUGGAGGACAUCUAUACAGACGGCGUCCUGGAAGUAUCACAGAGUGCAUGUGGGACGAGUGACCAGAAGCAGUGUCCCAUUGGGCUGGAGGACAUCCUGAGCUCGGCUGGGACGGUGAACGAGGACGCAGACACGGUGCUGAUAUCGGGGGAGGCGGGCAGUGGAAAGAGCACCCUGCUGCAGUGGCUCCACCUGCUUUGGGCUUCAGGCAGGGCCUUCCAGGAAUACCUUUUUGUCUUCCCCUUCAGCUGCAGGAGACUGAACUUCAUGGAGAGGGAGGUGUCUCUGCGUUCACUCAUGUUCGAACACUGCUGCUGGCCAGAUGCAGACCAGGACGAGGUCUUUCACUUCAUCCUCAGCCACCCCGAGAAAACCUUGUUCACCUUCGACGGCUUUGACGAGUUUAAAUUCUGCUUCACUGACGAGAAGAGGCACUGCUCCCCCACCAGCCCCACAGGCAUCCAGAGCGUCCUUUUCAAUCUCCUGCAGGGAAACCUGCUGAAGAACGUGUGCAAGGUGAUCACCAGUAGACUGGAGGCAGUCAGCGCCCCUCUGAAGAACUGCAUCCGGAAGGAGGCAUCCCUGAAAGGCUUUUCCCAACAAGGCAUAGAGUCAUUUAUUAGGAAAAACCACAGCGACCCGACGAUCACAGUGCGCUUGAUUGCAUCCUUACAGAGUAACUCGGCUCUUUUCAGCCUGUGCCACAUUCCGGUUUUCUCCUGGAUCGUUUCCAGGUGCCAUGCAGAGCUGCUUGGACAGGGGAGCGGCAGUCCACAGACCACGACAGACCUUUACCUGAUGAUACUUCAGCACUUCCUCCUGCACUCCCAGUCUGCAGCUGGCAGCUGGAUGCAGGGAAGGGUCGGCACCAUCCUCCACUUGGGAAAGCUAGCCCUGGAUGGCCUAAUGUCAUCCUGCUAUGUGUUUUCAUCCCAGGAUCUCAAGCAGGCCCAAGUGGCAGAGGAGGACAUCUCAACAGGCUUUCUCAGCACCAGCAAGAACAUCUCCUCCCAAAGCGGCAAGCACUAUGAGUUCCUCCACAUCACAGUGCAGUGCUUUUUUGCAUCCCUCUUCAUCGUUAUCAACGACAAUAUCGACCAUUCCGCUAUCGCUGCGCUUUUCUGUUCUGGUAGCAAGAAGUCCUCACUGGCUUCUGCCAGGGCUUGUCCAGAGCCUUGCUUCCUCUCCACCUCCUGCCAAGAAAGCAGAGUGCAAACGCUGCUGCAGAACGCAGAAAGACCAAACCUUCAAAUAACCGCAGGCUUUGUGGCUGGCCUGCUGUCUCAGCGCCACAGGAGUGCACUGCUCGAAUCAUGCCAGCCUGCGAAACUGGCCAGGAAGCACGAUUACGUGAAAAAGUACUUGUCUAAAGGCAUGCUGGAGCACUUCAAAUCAAUACCUCCCCCGCUGAAGGGGGAGAAGAAGAGCAUGCACGCUAUGCCUGAAUUUGUGUGGCUGAUCAAGUGCAUUUAUGAAAUGCAGAACAGUGACUUAGCCAAAGAUGCCAUGGCGAAACUUGAAGUGGAGCACUUGAAGCUGACCUACUGUAAUAUCGGCCCAUCUGAAUGCACUGCCCUGGCCUAUGUGCUGAGGCACCUGAAGAAGCCUAUCGGUUUGCAGUUAGACUGCAAUUCAGUGGGAGACGUGGGAAUCGAGCAGCUCCUCCCCUGCCUGGAGAAGUGUCAUGCCAUUUACCUUCGCAACAAUAACAUUUCGGACGAGGGCGUCCGCAGACUGCUUGAGAAAGGGAUUCACUGCCCGAGUUUUCAGAAGAUUGCGCUGUUUAACAACAACUUAACCAAUGAAUGUACGAAGCAUUUUGCAAAACUUCUCAAGCAGAAGCAAAAUUUUCUUUCUUUAAGAUUGGGUAAUAACCACAUCACAAAGGAAGGUGCGGAGCAGCUGGCCGAGGGGUUGAGAGAAAGCAGCUCCCUUCAGUACCUGGGGCUGUGGGGGAACAAGAUCGGAGACAAGGGCGCAGAAGCACUGGCACGGGCCCUUCAGAGCAGCAGGACUCUGAUUUGGUUAAGCCUGGUAGACAACAGCAUCGGCAAUGCCGGGGCGCACGCUCUGGCCGGGCUGGUCCAGGGGAGCGUCUCUCUGGAGGAGCUCUGGCUUACAAACAACCACAUUACAAGGCAGGGGAUGCAGGAUCUUGUAGAAGCACUUAAGAAAAAUACUACAGUCAAAUCAGUCUGGUUGAGAGGCAACAAACUGAGCACUGAGGAGGUUGAGGAACUCACCCAGAUUGACAGAAGACUUACUUUCUGAGUUCCCUUUAGAUUUCAAUUCCACCAAACUCGUGGAUGAUGGCACACAAUGCUGCCGCGGUGACAUCACAAUGCUGCCACGGUGACAUCACGAUGAUGCAGUGGUGACAUCACGAUGAUGCAGACAAGGUAGCAGCCCUCGCUGUGCUUUGAAAACAAAUUAAAAGAACGAAAACACAGAACUUUGGGAAGGAUGUGCUAAGCCUUUUCUCUAAUGCAAAGUUUGCAUGCUGUUUUUUUUAUUUUUUUUUAUUUUAGGAAUAAAUAUCUGUAAAUGUUUGAAUACUAGAAAUAAGCAACAUGAACUGUCAAU
Molecule: messenger RNA, 3435 nt
Organism: Polyodon spathula (Mississippi paddlefish)
Lineage: Eukaryota; Metazoa; Chordata; Actinopteri; Acipenseriformes; Polyodontidae
Gene: nod2
Product: nucleotide-binding oligomerization domain containing 2
Exons: 11
Coding region: 169-3123 (984 amino acids)
Biological process (GO): regulation of apoptotic process
Molecular function (GO): protein binding
Source: RefSeq, a predicted model, not a curated record